AUGGAAUAUAUUAAUUCUGAUAAAACAAUGGAAAUAAGGCCUAUGCUGAGCGUGUUUACAAAUAUGUUUUCUCUCUUGAAUAUGUCUCCUGCAGAUUCUGUUUGGCCAAUGAGUUUGGUUUUACCGUCGCUUGAAAGAUUAUCUGGUGUGAACGAUAAGAAAUUACUUCCUAAAAUUCAACAGGCUGACUCCUCGAAAAGUGAGAAUCAGAGCUGCGAAAGAGUGUGCACACACAGAGAUAAGAAAAUUUAUGCAAAAAACAUGUGCAAUAAUUGCUAUAGGCGCUUUGGAAAGGACAAAUUAGCUUGAACUUGUCCUCAUAGAGAUCGCCAGCACUAUGCUAAAGGCAAAUGUCAGCUUUGCUAUUUGAAAGAAUAUCAUAGAUCACGAGUUUUCGAGAAAAGACACAAACGUCAGGACUUGAAAUAG
Molecule: messenger RNA, 429 nt
Organism: Blepharisma stoltei
Lineage: Eukaryota; Ciliophora; Heterotrichea; Heterotrichida; Blepharismidae
Source: the annotation of a GenBank genome assembly